AUGGCGAAGAGCAAUGAUUCGCCCAAGUGUUUCGGCAUUCCCAUGAAGUGGGUCUCGCUGCUGAUGUUGGUGGCCCAAACGGUCAGCGUCGUCUUCGCCAUGCGGCUCUCGCGCACGUUGGCCGUGGAAGGUCCCAGAUAUCUCAACACCACGGCCGUCUUCUUCUCGGAGGUCAUGAAGCUCAUUUGCAGCUUCCUCUUCCUCAGCCACGAAGUGGGUGAGCCGGCCACUGCUGCGAAGACCGUCCUGCAAACUUUCCGCAGGAGUGGCGUGGAGCUCCUGAAGGUGAGUGUGCCCUCUUUGCUGUACACGGUGCAGAACAAUCUGCUGUUCAUCAGCUUGUCGAACCUCAGUGGGGCGGUCUACCAAGUGACCUAUCAGUUGAAGAUUCUCACCACUGCCGUGCUGAGUAUGUUGAUCCUCAACAAGGCACUGGGGAGCACCAAGUGGUGUGCACUGCUGAUUUUGACCACUGGCGUGGCCUUGAUCCAGUUGCCCAGAGGUGAAGCGAAGGAGGAUGUACAGAAAGGAGAUUCAGUGGUUGGACUGGCGGCAGUGAUCUCCGCCUGUUUUACCAGUGGGUUAGCUGGUGUGUACCUUGAAAAGAUCCUCAAGCAAACCGACUCCUCGAUUUGGAUGAGGAAUAUCCAGCUGGCCUUCUUCGGUGGCAUCCUUGCGUUCAUCGGGUGCUACGUGCAAGAUGGCAAGAAGAUUGCGGAGAACGGCUUCAUGCAAGGCUAUUCGGGCCUCGUCUGGGCCGUGAUCGCCUUGCAGGCCAUCGGUGGACUGGUGGUGGCUGCAGUGCUGAAGUAUGCGGACAAUAUCCUCAAGUGCUUCGGCAAUGCCUUGUCCAUUGUGAUCAGCUGUAUCAUGUCGGCGGUCUUCUUGCAGGCCACUGCGCCCGCGAACCCUCCCGGACGAACACGCCGCAGCGGCGAAGCGACGGCCGUGAACUGGUCCCACGAGUCGGGAGGGAGGGAGGAGCAACGGUUCAUUUUGGAGGCCCAUGAUCCGAUGCUGAACCGCUGGCUGCUCGUCUCUUUCUGCGUGCUCAUCUCCGCCGAACGGCCGAGUGCAGAUGAAGUCUCAUGGAUGCAGAGCUCCAGACUACCUGGCCCUUCCAGGCAGAACGUGAGCAACGAGACGAGAGCUAGUUCUCUAUUUGCAGGUGCGGAAGGACGCUUCCUGGAGCUCGCGCACCACAUACGGGAGCGAUCCCCGGUGGUCCUAGCUCAGAUUGCCAGCAAGGUGGAUGGCACUGAUACCACGGUGAUUUUUCUCCUCUUUGGAGCGAUGCUCCUAUGCUUCUUCGGCUUGCUCUGGUGCUUCGCUCAAGUGGCUUUCCAGGAGAUCUUCAAGUCGGAGCCGAACGAGGCCGAGCACGUCGUCCCGCCCCGAAGUGUGCAGGUGCCCUUUGUGGAGCCAGCGGAGAGCAUCAAGCAAGAGGCUUUGCCCGCCAUGUGUCCACAGCUCCUGUCGGCCAUGCACGCGCCCUUCAUCGUGCCGUUGAAGCCCCUCCAGGACAGCGAUGGCGGUUGGUCUCUGAACAUCUUCUCCCAGAACUCUCAUCGAGUGCUUCUCUCUGCCACGCUGCAGCUGCGGGACUCGCAGCGGAAAUCCAGCUGCGUGGAGGUGCGGCACUUGGAGAAAGACGAGCUUCUUGGGACCGUCACGUCCAACCUCGAAGUCCUGCUUCCGGACGGCCGAACGUAUGGUCGGCUGCUGGCGCACAAGGGAGCGUACUUGCUCCAAGAAGAGAAUGGCCGCGAAGCACGAUGGUCCAUGGCAGCAGAGGAAGGGCGGAUCUCUAUCAUCUGGCUGCCAAGGAGGGGGUCCGGCACCCGGGUGUUGCAAGACCUCAAAGACGGUCUGCACAAGCUAGGUGGACGACCCACACACCACCGGAGCAGGGGCACCUUGCUUGCGACCGCCGUUCGUCCCGAAGGAUCGAAUGGACACAGGCUGGAGGUGACGAACAUCUCGGGCGUGGAUCCGGUCUUGGUCCUGCUCUGCUCCCUGGGGGUAGUGACCUUUGAUGGAAUCCUUGGGCUGGUUGAACCGGAACAGUUCAAAGCAGAGAAGACAGGAGGCGCCGCUUGGGACCCCUCGCCGGGGCUGAACAGCCUGCCCUCGCCCUUCUCCCCCGGCACGUCCAGCGGAGCUCGCGCCUGA
This is a messenger RNA of Durusdinium trenchii, 2172 nucleotides long. The record is from the annotation of a GenBank genome assembly. Lineage: Eukaryota; Dinophyceae; Suessiales; Symbiodiniaceae.